CGGGAGCGAUGGGGGAAAGUGGUGGGCGCCGGGAGGCGGAGGCUGACCGGCUGGGUGUGUAUGUGUGCUUGUCUGUCCCCCGCAGAGGAUGAGAUGUUCUCGGACAUCUACAAGAUCCGGGAGGUGGCGGACGGCCUGUGCCUGGAAGUGGAGGGGAAGAUGGUCACCAGGACAGAGGGUCAAAUUGAUGACUCUCUAAUUGGUGGCAAUGCCUCUGCUGAAGGUCCAGAGGGAGAUGGAACAGAAGCCACGGUCAUAACUGGUGUUGACAUAGUAAUUAACCACCACCUUCAGGAGACCAGCUUCACAAAAGAAUCCUACAAGAAGUACAUCAAGGAUUACAUGAAAGCAAUCAAAGCCAGACUUGAGGAACACAAGCCAGAGAGAGUAAAGCCUUUCAUGACUGGGGCUGCAGAACAAAUCAAACACAUCCUUGCCAACUUCAAAAACUACCAGUUCUUUGUAGGGGAGAACAUGAAUCCAGAUGGAAUGGUGGCUCUCCUGGAUUUCCGUGAGGACGGUGUGACCCCAUAUAUGAUUUUCUUUAAGGACGGCUUAGAAAUCGAGAAAUGUUAACAAAUCAAACAGUAUGGUUUUGGAUCACUUGUCUUCAUAGCUGGCUGCUGUUUCUUCUUCAUCGGCACAACACCAGGAAUCAGCAAUGUCUAACGGGACUGAUGUCAUCUUGAGCUUUAUUCACUUAUUUUGACCCUGAUUUGGAGUGGAGGCAUUGUUUAAAAAAAAACGAAAAAACAUCUAUCAUGUAGGUUGUCUAAAAUAAAACUCAUUUAAACCCA
Messenger RNA from Onychostruthus taczanowskii (white-rumped snowfinch), 797 nucleotides. RefSeq names its product tumor protein, translationally-controlled 1 (gene TPT1). The coding region runs from base 61 to 576 and encodes 171 amino acids. Lineage: Eukaryota; Metazoa; Chordata; Aves; Passeriformes; Passeridae. The transcript is spliced from 5 exons. Gene Ontology annotation, molecular function: calcium ion binding. Gene Ontology annotation, cellular component: cytoplasm. The record is from RefSeq and is a predicted model, not a curated record.